AUCAACACAAGAAAUUAGAAAACUAGCAUAUAAUGAUGCUUUCCUUCGUUUCUCAAGAAAGAAAACAAGAUAGGAAAUCCAGUUCACCGGAAAAGAUUUCCAUCUACCCAAAACAGCUCAGAAACCAUUUUCCUCUUAACUUCAGUUCCUCACUAGUUGUUGGUCAAAAAUCAGCUGGUUUUUCUUUGUGAAAAAGAAGCCAUGGCAGGUCAAGUUGUGAUAUCAGCAGUUGCUGGGGCCGGUUUCGAGAUAAUUUUUGGUGAUUUCUUAAAGAUGGUUUUAAAAGCACAGAAAAACAACUCCCAGUUCAAGCCAAGCUUGAAGCGCCUAGAGGAGAUGUUGAAAGAUAUGGCUCCAAAUAUCAAGAAAAUAGAAUCUCUCAACGCAGAACUUGAUCAACCAAAGCAACUUGAAAGGCUCAAAGGAUUAGUGACAAAAGGCAAUGAUUUAGUCAAUAAAUGCUCAAAAAUCCAGAAAUACAACUAUUUGAAGAGGCCUCUUUAUAACAAGAAACUUCUCAAGUUAGAGAAGGAUAUUCGUGAUCAUAUUAGCAGUGUUUUGCAACUUCAGGCGGUAGCAGAUACAAAAGAGAUUUUGCAUACACAAAAUUCGAAUUUGGUUGCUGUGAAAGAUGUUUCUUCUGGAGUAAGACAGUUAAGUGAUCAAUUUGGGAAGUUAAGCAUGACUCUAAGCAAUGCUUGUAGGGUGGAUUCAAGCAAGAGCUAUAGUAAUACUAUUUUAGCUGGUGUGUGCUCACCUCCUCUACUGAAAGUGGAUCCUGUUGGAUUGAAGAUUCCAUUGAGUGAUCUGGAGAUAAAGCUGCUUAAUGAUGAGACAUCACAGCAUAUUGUGUUAUCUGCUCCUGGAGGAUGUGGAAAGACAACAUUGGCUACAGCACUUUGUCAACAUGGGAAUGUUAAAGAUAAAUUCAAGAGCAACAUCUUCUUUAUCAACGUUUCAAAGCUGCGCGACCUGCUGGUCAUUGUGAAGAUGAUAUUCCAGCAUAAAGAAAUCGAGUUACCUGAUUUUCGAAGUGAAGAAGAUGCAGCUAACCAUUUGGAACGUUUGUUCAAGCAGAUAGGACCAGAUCCAAUAUUAUUGGUCCUUGAUGAUGUUUGGCCAGUAUCGAAAUCUAUUCUUGACAAGCUCAAGUUCCGAAUAGAAAAUUACAAGAUUUUGGUGACAUCAAGAUAUGAAUUUCCAAGUUUUGGAUCCACAUAUAAAUUGGAAACAUUGAAUCUUGCAGAUGCCAUGACCCUUUUUCAGAAAUUGGCAUUUCCAUUGGAUCAGCAGUCAUAUGCUCCAGAUCACAAAAGUCUAGAGGAGAUGGUAAAAUGCUGCAGGGGAUUUCCUCUAGUCAUUUCAGUUGUUGGAAAAUCUUUGUGCCGAAAGUCUGCAGCAGAAUGGCGUAAGAGACUUAAGGAAUGCUCUAAACCUGCUUCUAUUCUUUACGACAAUGAAAUUCUCAAUUGUCUUCAAAGCAGUGUGGAAGCCUUCAAUGAUAAUGUAGUAGCCAAGGAAUGUUUCAUGGACCUUGGUUCAUUCCCUGAAGACCAUAGGAUUCCUGCUACUACCCUUAUUGAUAUGUGGGCAGAAUUGUAUAACCUAGAUGAGGACGACGCCAUUGCCAAUCUCCAUGAACUUUCUGAUAGGAAUCUGAUUGAAGUUGUAGUUACAAGGAAAGAUGCAAACGAAGACGACGGCUCCUAUAAUGAGCAUUUUGUCACACAGCAUGACCUGCUCAGGGAGCUGGCCAUCCGUGAAAGCAACUCAGGAAACAUUGAGGACAGGAAACGAGUAUUAUUGGAGAUAAUUGAAAAUAAAAUCCCUGAGUGGUUGAUGGAACAAGAUCAGCUAUCAAUCAGGGCCAAACUCUUAUCUAUCUCAACAGAUGAAAAAUUCUCAUCAAGUUGGUCCACCAUGCAAGCGCCGGAAGUUGAGGUUUUACUUCUGAAUUUUCAGACAGAGAAAUACUCAUUACCUGAGUUCAUAGAAAGAAUGAAUAAGCUAAAAGUUUUAGUACUUCACAAUUAUGGGUUCGUUCCAGCCGAAUUGAGCAAUUUCCCACUUCUUGGUUCUUUAUCAAAUCUAAAGAGAAUAAGACUGGAAAAGGUUUCCAUCCCAUCCCUUUUCUUGACUUCAAUGAAAUGGAGGAAGCUAGAAAAGAUGUCCUUGGUUAUGUGCAAUAUUGAUCAAGCUUUUAAUAAAUCUACCAACAAGAUUUCGGAUGCAUUCCCAAAGUUAGUCGACCUCACCAUUGACUACUGCAAUGACCUGGAGGAAUUGCCAACAGGAUUCUGUGAUCUUGUCUUGCUAAGAAAGCUCAGUAUCACGAAUUGUCACAAGCUUUUGGCACUGCCGGAGGACAUGGGAAAUUUAAUUGAUUUGGAGGUCCUAAGGCUCAACUCCUGCAUCGAAUUGACAGAGUUACCGGGCACAAUCGGUAGACUUCAUAAGCUGCAGAUUCUUGACUUAUCCGAAUGUCUAAGUGUAAAAGAAUUGCCAGAACAGAUCGGUCAGUUGCAUGAUCUGAGUAAGCUCUACAUGAUAGAGUGCUCAAGUUGUGAAUUGCCAUCAUCAGUUGCGAAUCUUGUCCACCUAAACGAAGUAAUAGGCGAUCAAGAAACUGCCAUGUCAUGGAAUCGUUUCAAACCCUGCCUUCCAUCUCUGACGAUAAAGGUACAUAAGGAAAACAACUUGAACUGGCUUGGUUAGCCAUUGUUUUCUGAUAAUGAUUAUUCUCCAAGAAUUCUGACGAGCCUUUAAUUUGUAAUUAUGUCAUUGUGCUUUCCUUUAAUGCAUAGAAAGAAGGUGUGAUUCUGUAAA
Messenger RNA from Populus nigra (black poplar), 2826 nucleotides. Its product is annotated as probable disease resistance protein At5g66900. Gene Ontology annotation, biological process: defense response to fungus. Bases 202 to 2715 code for a protein of 837 amino acids. Gene Ontology annotation, molecular function: ADP binding. NCBI's taxonomy places the organism in Eukaryota, Viridiplantae, Streptophyta, Magnoliopsida, Malpighiales, Salicaceae. The record is from RefSeq and is a predicted model, not a curated record. The transcript has 5 exons.